AUGCACGCCGCCAUCGUCAACGCCUGGGGCUCUCCCCCAACCUACACCACAGUCCCAGACCUCCCAGCACCCUCACAAUCCCAGAUCCGCCUCCGCGUCCUCGCAGCCGGCAUCCACCGCCUCGUCCUCUCCCGCGCCUCCGGGAAGCACUACACCUCCACCACCCUGCCUCACCACCCCGGCGUCGACGGCGUCGGCGAAGACCCGACAACAGGCCAGCGGUACUAUUUCGCCUCCCUCCAGUUCGGCUCAUUUUCAGAAUUCGUCAACAUCGAGCGACACUUCGUCGCCAAGCUGCCUGACAAUGCGGACCCGGUCACGGCCGCAGCGUUCAUGAACCCGAUCAUGAGCAGCUGGAUGGCCAUCUCCGCGCGCGCAGCACCGCAAAAGCCCGGGUUCACCGUCGCCAUUCUCGGAGCGACGAGCGCCAGCGGGCGGGUCGCCGUCGAUGUUGUGAGGUCAAAGGGCGCGGGCAGGGUGAUUGGGAUCGCGAGAAACGAGGCCGCGCUGGCGGAGAUGCCGCUUGACGAGAGGAUUGUGUUGAAGCCCGAGACGGACUGGUCUAAGCUGGGCGAGUUCGACGUCGUUUUGGACUAUGUGUACGGCGACGCGGCCGCGGGGAUGUUGAAGGCGUUGCCCAAGUCGGAGAGGGAGGUGCAAUACAUCCACAUCGGCUCUGUGUCGCGGGAUGAGACGAUGCUGCUGCCCGGGGCGAUUCUGAGGGGGAAGAGGGUCGCGUUAAGGGGGGCAGGGCCUGGAAGCUGGACGAUGGAGGAGUAUGCGAAGGAGCUUGGGGGUAUGGUUGAGAUUGCGGCCAAGUUGGAGAGGAAGGGUGUCACGGUGGAGGCGUUUAAGGAUGUUGAGUCGGCAUGGGGGAAGGCGCGGGUUGGCGGGGAUCGGAUUGUAUUUGUGAGCGAUGAUAUUGCCAAAAGCGCCUGA
Molecule: messenger RNA, 939 nt
Organism: Colletotrichum chrysophilum
Lineage: Eukaryota; Fungi; Ascomycota; Sordariomycetes; Glomerellales; Glomerellaceae
Exons: 1
Coding region: 1-939 (312 amino acids)
Molecular function (GO): oxidoreductase activity
Source: RefSeq, a predicted model, not a curated record